Messenger RNA from Capsicum annuum, 662 nucleotides. RefSeq lists its product as uncharacterized. Lineage: Eukaryota; Viridiplantae; Streptophyta; Magnoliopsida; Solanales; Solanaceae. Bases 265 to 618 code for a protein of 117 amino acids. The transcript is spliced from 4 exons. The record is from RefSeq and is a predicted model, not a curated record.
UUUUGCCCCAUUUCAUUUUCCCACAAAAACAUUUCAUUUCCCUCAAAAGCAGAUCAGAAAACCUUUUGGUAUAGAAAAUUCUCUUUUACUCUUCACUAUCAUUCGCAUUGUUCAUCAUCAUUCUUCAUUUUGACGAAGUUUGUCCCUAAUGGUCAUUCUAUCUCAAAGACCAUCACAGAAAAUUUUAAGGAACGACAAGAUACUACAGGAUACACAUGGAGAGGUGUGACUGAAUCCACUCGUAAAUUCUAUUGGCAUGAACUCAUGAAAUCAUAUCAGUGGAAUCCUACAGAGAACUUCAUAAUCGAAUGUACUUGGAAGAAGGUGGCAUCCAACUUAUAUACAAAAAGAACGUAUCAUUGGCGAAGAGAAAUAAACAAACCAAAUUUUGUAUUGGAUGAUGUUUGGCAAAGCUGGAAGACAUAUUGGGCUUAUGAAGAAUUUAAGAAUAAAUCUCAUAUUGCAACUCAAAAUCGAUGUAGUGAAACUGGUGGUCCGGGCACUGGUCCAAUCAAGCAUACCGGUGGUUUCAGGUCAACAGUGGAGCAUACUAUAAAAUUGCAACCGAAAUGGGCCGUGAACCAAAUUCAUGGGAGAUAUUUAAGAAGUUGCACUUAAAAAAGGAUGACAGUUUUGUUGAUGCCAAGCCGAAGAGCAUUAAU